This is a messenger RNA of Daucus carota subsp. sativus, 2450 nucleotides long. Its product is annotated as ABC transporter F family member 3. The transcript is spliced from 18 exons. Lineage: Eukaryota; Viridiplantae; Streptophyta; Magnoliopsida; Apiales; Apiaceae. The coding region runs from base 85 to 2235 and encodes 716 amino acids. The record is from RefSeq and is a predicted model, not a curated record. Gene Ontology annotation, molecular function: ATP hydrolysis activity; ATP binding.
GACAUGCUAGGAACGUUAUUACCCUAAACGGAAGCUUCUACAGCCUCCAUCCCCUGCUGCUGCUCAUUUGAAUCAAAAAUCGAGAUGACGGAAGUGGCGAGCUCAGUGGUGCACGAAGUUCUAGGUCGACGGCUGCUGGAAGUUGACCAGCCAAUUGUGGAUUACAUUGUUAAUGUUCUCGCCGACGAAGAUUUUGAUUUCGGCGAUCAAGGCGAAGGUGCUUUCGAUGCUUUGGGCGAGCUUCUUGUUGAUUCGGGAUGCGUUUAUGAUCACAUCGAAUGCCGUUCUGUUUGCACUAAACUUUGCGACAAAUUCCAAAGGCAUGGAUUGGUUAAAGCUGCCCCUGCAGUGAGAAGCCUUGCUGCGCCAAUGAGAAUGUAUGAUGGGAUGGAUGAGGAGCAGGCACCAAAGAAGAAGCCUGAGGUGUUAGAUGGUCCUCUACUAUCAGAGCGUGACAAAUUAAAGCUCGAAAGGAGGAAGAGAAAAGACGAACGACAAAGAGAGAUGCAAUACCAAAUUCAUUUAGCUGAAAUGGAAGCAGCCAAAGCUGGAAUGCCUGUUGUAUCCGUCAAUCACGACAAUACUGUUGAGGGACCAGUUGUCAGGGAUAUCCGUAUGGAAAACUUUAAUGUAUCUGUUGGUGGUCGUGAUCUCAUAGUUGACGGCACUGUCACACUCUCAUUUGGGCGACAUUAUGGUCUUGUUGGAAGAAAUGGUACAGGAAAAACAACAUUCCUCAGGUACAUGGCUAUGCAUGCCAUUGAUGGUAUUCCAAAGAACUGUCAAAUAUUACAUGUAGAGCAAGAAGUUGUUGGUGAUGAUACAUCAGCUUUGCAAUGUGUCCUUAAUGCUGAUGUUGAGAGGACCCAACUUCUAGAAGAAGAAGCUAAUUUACUCACAUUACAGAGAGAACUGGAGCUAAAUGGACCUACGGGAAGUAACAAAGGGGACUCCAAUGUGGAAAUAGAGAACAAUAACAUUGCACAAAAGCUUGAACGGAUAUACAAGAGGCUUGAGUUUAUUGAUGCGUAUUCUGCUGAGUCACGGGCAGCUUCCAUUCUUGCGGGUCUUAGUUUCACUUCAGAUAUGCAGAAGAGGGCCACCCGAACUUUUUCUGGAGGAUGGAGAAUGCGAAUAGCUCUUGCUCGUGCUCUGUUUAUUGAGCCUGAUCUCUUAUUACUUGAUGAACCUACGAAUCAUCUUGAUCUUCACGCAGUUUUGUGGCUGGAGACGUACCUUGUGAAAUGGCCAAAAACUUUUAUUGUCGUUUCUCAUGCGAGAGAAUUCCUAAAUACGGUGGUCACAGAUAUCCUCUAUCUGCAAGGGCAGAAAAUGACUGCCUAUAAAGGAGAUUAUGAUACAUUUGAGAGGACUAGAGCAGAGCAUAUGAAGAAUCAACAGAAAGCAUUUGAGUCAAAUGAACGUUCUAGGGAACAUAUGCAGGCAUUUAUUGACAAGUUCCGCUAUAAUGCAAAGCGUGCAUCUCUGGUUCAGUCAAGAAUUAAGGCUCUGGAUCGCUUAGGUCAUGUGGAUGAAGUUGUUAAUGACCCUGACUACAAGUUUGAAUUUCCUACUCCUGAUGAUAGACCAGGAGCACCUAUAAUAAGUUUCAGUGAUGCUUCCUUUGGUUAUCCCGGGGGUCCGAUACUUUUUAAGAAUUUGAAUUUCGGAAUAGAUCUUGAUAGUCGUGUAGCAAUGGUAGGUCCAAAUGGGAUCGGUAAGUCAACCAUACUUAAGCUUAUCUCAGGGGAUCUUCAACCAAGCUCUGGGACAGUUUUUCGAUCAGCCAAGGUUCGCAUUGCUGUAUUUAGUCAACAUCAUGUUGAUGGGCUUGAUUUGUCCUCAAAUCCCCUUCUUUAUCUGAUGCGUAGCUUCCCGGGAGUACCUGAACAAAAGCUUCGAGGUCAUUUGGGUUCCUUUGGAGUAACUGGAAAUCUUGCCCUUCAGCCUAUGUAUACCUUAUCAGGUGGUCAGAAGAGCAGGGUUGCAUUUGCUAAGAUAACCUUCAAAAAACCUCAUAUUAUAUUGCUUGAUGAACCGUCAAAUCAUCUUGAUUUGGAUGCCGUUGAAGCAUUGAUCCAGGGUCUUGUUCUGUUCCAAGGGGGAGUUCUGAUGGUAAGUCACGAUGAACAUCUGAUUUCUGGAAGCGUUGAUCAGCUGUGGGCUGUAUCUGAAGGAAGGGUGACCCCUUUUGACGGGACAUUCCAGGAUUAUAAGAAAUUGCUCCAGUCUUAGGAGAUGAAUUGCUUGUCCAAUCAUCUUGUGCUUUAUGCUAAACCUGUGGAGCUUUUUGUAUUAAUAACAGAACUGAUACAUACAUGAACGGCUGUAGUAGACAAAUUUUGUUUUUGUUUAGUGACGGAGACAAAUUUUGCAGCAACUUUCUGCUUUAAGAAUUAUUAUUCAUUUGGGAAAAGGAGUCUUAUAAAACUGUGUACAAAUUUUGAGUC